Anopheles nili is the source of this 2555-nucleotide messenger RNA. Its product is annotated as sialin. The record is from RefSeq and is a predicted model, not a curated record. Gene Ontology annotation, cellular component: plasma membrane. The transcript is spliced from 5 exons. Lineage: Eukaryota; Metazoa; Arthropoda; Insecta; Diptera; Culicidae. The coding region runs from base 67 to 1557 and encodes 496 amino acids. Gene Ontology annotation, biological process: monoatomic anion transport; transmembrane transport. Gene Ontology annotation, molecular function: transmembrane transporter activity.
GUCCAAAUCAACUUUCUGUGGUGUGUGCGUUUGUGUAAUUGGUGUUCUUCUGUCCAUCCGUGAAAGAUGUCUACAGGCAUAGCAGGAUGGAUAACAUGUCGACAAGUGUUAAAUAUUAUGGUGAUCUUCGGUUUCAUGCUGAACUAUGCCCUGCGAGUAAACUUCACCAUUGCAAUUGUGGCUAUGACGAAAACCGUUGUAAACGAGGCCACCGGAGGAGAUAAUAGCACCUUACUGAACGAUACCGACACGACAACCGCAUCCGCCAUAACCACGACGACCGAGUAUUCCGUCAUUGAUGAGGCGGACAAAUUCGAAUGGAACGCCUACCAACAAAGCCUAAUGUUAGGGAGCUUCUUCUGGGGCUACCUGUUGACGGAGCUUCCGGGUGGACGCCUGGCAGAAAUCAUCGGAGGACGCCGUGUCUUCGGUUACAGUAUGCUGUGGGCCAGCAUGCUGACACUACUCACGCCGUUCGCUGCCAACAUGCACUACAUUGCAGUGGUGAUUCUUCGGGCUGUGCUCGGUUUCUUCCUUGGUGCAUCCUGGCCCGCAAUUCAUCCUCUGACCGCAGUUUGGAUUCCUCCUAUGGAUCGAUCCAAGUUUAUCGCUAACAUGAUGGCGUCUUCGCUCGGAGCUGCUAUAACAAUGCCAAUCUGUGGUACUCUGAUCUCAACGAUCGGAUGGCAAAGCGUUUUUUAUUUCACGGGAGGACUGGGCCUGCUGUGGUCUAUCAUUUGGUUCUUGGUGGUGUUUGAAACUCCAGCCUCUCAUCCACGCAUUACACCCGAGGAGCGGAACGAGAUCGAAACGGCCAUCAACGCUGUUGGCAAAAAGAAGAAGCCUUCAUAUGUACCCUGGAAGUCGAUCCUUACGUCACCGCCUGUGUGGGCCAUCAUUUUAACUCACGGCGCGUCUGUGUUUGGGUUCUUCACAGUGAUUACCCAGCUUCCAACAUACAUGAAGUACAUUUUGCAUUUCAACAUUAAAGAGAACGGUCUUUUGUCCUCCUUACCCUACUUUGGAAAAUAUGCCAUGGCUGUGAUUUCGUCGCAUUUAGCAGAUUAUCUGAGAAAGUCUGGAAAACUUUCAACCACCGCUACCAGAAAAAUAUUCACAACCUUCGCCGUUAUGACUCCCGGAUUCUUGAUGAUCAUUCAAGUGUUUAUGGGAGAACAACGCUCCUGGGCUGUCGGUAUUUUCACCUUGUCCCUUUUCUUGAACGGCGCCGUCACGGCGGGCUACCUUGGAAAUGGGUUAGACAUUGCACCAAACUUUUCCGGAACAAUCUUUGGCAUGGCUAACACGCUGUCCUCGCUCGGAGGCUUCGUGUCAGCGUACAUGAUUGGUCUGCUGACGAACGACAAUCAAACCUACGGUCAAUGGCAGAUCGUGUUUUGGAUCCUGGCCAUCGUGUACAUUACGGGCUCUUCUGCGUACGUGAUAAUGGGUACGGGAGAGUUGCAAGCCUGGAACAAUCCGCCAGAAAAGGAUGAUGGCAAUCACGAAACUGAAGAAGGUGUUCCACUUAAUGAACGGAAUCAGGCGGUAAAAUAAUGGCUCAUACACCACAAGGCCACAUGUGUUUUUAUAAGAACAAAACGUGUUACAUAUUCGGGCACUACUACGCAUGAGAUGUUCCAAUGGCGCUGUUGGUUAUCACGAAAAUUAAAAACAAGCUGAGAGAAAUGUGCUGCGCAUAUGUUUCGCAGUAGUAUGUGGGAAGUAAUAGGCAUACAGAUUUUUCGUAGCAUUUAAUAACUUAUUGUUUUAACACACCUAGACAGUGCCUCGGAAGAGCUAAAUGCUGUGCUUAGUAUUUUGUAGCAUCGUCGUUGUUGGAGCGAGUGAAUGGAUUAGAGCAGAUGUGUUUUAGUAGUGGCAGAAAGUAAGAACAUGUAAACAGGGACUUAUGCGAAGAUGUACGAAGGGUUCUUAACUGGUUGAUUCAGGGGCACGACUUAAUUUUAUUAUACAACAAAUCAUAAGAACUCCUAGAAGUAGACUCUUCACGAGGAACUCAUACGACACAGUCUAUUUUUGAAGUCUUUAUAGAGGAAUGAAUAAUUUUCAUGUUUUAAUGAAAAUGGCCCAUAACACCACCUUUACAUGGCGAAGGGAUACACUAUCAAAUAGAACGAACAUGACCAGAAGCAUGAUGGAGUUUGGUGCUCUAGUAGGACCUGAUCGAUGAUUUUUCAUUCUUUCUUUAAGGACACCCAAGAAUAUCCUUCAAAAAACCUGUUGUACGUGUGAUAUACACUCCUUAGAGAAAGUUAACAUAACAGAUUUCUAAGAAUGUGCCUUCUACAAUUUUCGACAUAGUAAUGUGUGCAAGAAAAUUGUGUUUUGCGUCGAUAACCCACUACAUUAUGCACUUUCACGAAUAUCAAUCCAAGAAAUCAGUCUACUUAAUGGUAAAAGGGACGGUACUUGAUAUUUUAUUUACAAUGUUUUUUUUCGUAUACCAACCCCAUACCCACUUGUAUGUAGGUUGAACUCAUUUUAAAAAGAUCAAUAAACUCUACAUGAAGAUACAGUUAAGAGAGCAGAAU